GCAGCGCUCGAGGCGGCGAACGUCACAGCCGUCAGUCCCGACAGAGCGCAGGUGAGACGUUCGCCGUUUCCUGCCGGCAGCAGGUCGUCGGCCACGUAGCCCCUCGCGCUCUACGGGCGAACAUGGCCGGCGGCGCGUGGCGCGCGACGUCGUGGAGCUUCCUCCUCGCCGGGCGAAAAUCCAACCUGCUGUUCUUCUCUCUGCUGUCGGUCGGGACCCUGCUGAGCAGUUUCAUCGAUGGCGCCGAGGCGACGCCGGAGACGGGACAGUGGGAAAUCACCAUGUUUAACACAUCGAGACCUUCGCUUUUGAAGAAAUCCAUGUACUCCGGCACUGAUAUCAAAUUAAAAAUAAAAUCCUUUGGUUGUCCUGAAGAAGUCAAGUUUACCAUCCACUGGUAUCUGAAAUAUCAUCCCUGUCACAAUGAAUAUAACAAUAUUGAAGAAAUGUAUGAUAAAACGGCUCUGAGUCGCGGGGAGUCGCUGGACCCGGUGCCUUUUGCUCCUGGGGAGUACAUUGAGCACAAGCACCCGCCAGUGACGUGCAACAAGGAGAUGCGUAUUUUCCCCAUGCUCAAUAAAACAAAAGCGUUACCUCUCGCAGUGGACGAAAGUCAGCUCAAUAACAAGCAGAGUUUAAAUUACACCGGAUGGAUAGCAGAUGAACUGGAACCAGGUUCCUCUAAGGAGCAUGUCAUUGCCACCACGUGGAGAGAUGGGCCGUAUCUGCUGGUUGUGUUAAUUGAAUCAACGAAUCCGAAGGGCAACUGGAAUUUAACUGUCAGUGUUGUGAUGAAGGGUUCUCAUGGUUUCAUCUCCAUAACUGAAUGGCCACUCAUGAUUUUCUACAUGGUGAUGUGCAUGGUGUACAUCCUGUACGCUCUCUUCUGGUUCCUGUGGUCGGCCUGCUACUGGAAAGACCUGCUUCGGAUCCAGUUCUGGAUCGCUGGUGUCAUCUUCCUGGGCAUGGUUGAGAUGGCAGUCUUCUGUGCAGAGUAUGAGAACACCAAUGCAGUGGGCUCAGCCUCCCAAGGCCUGCUGAUCUUUGCGGAGCUCGUCUCUGCUCUGAAGAGGACGUUGGCUCGUCUCCUGGUCAUCAUCGUCAGCCUAGGUUACGGGAUAAUCAAGCCUCGCCUGGGGACCGUCAUGCACAGAGUGGUGGGUCUCGGUGUCCUGUAUUUUGCCUUUGCUGCCAUCGAGGGAGUCUUGAGGAUUACCGGGGCCAAGGACUCCGACCUGGCCCUGCUCGCCAAUAUUCCCCUGGCUCUGCUUGACUCCUCUCUCUGCUGGUGGAUAUUCGUCAGUUUGGCCCAAACCAUAAAGACGUUAAAGCUAAGGAGGAAUCCUAUGAAGUUGUCUCUUUAUCGGCACUUUACCAACACGCUCAUCCUCGCAAUCAUAGCUUCCAUUAUUUUCAUGGUAUGGACAACGAAAAAAUUUCGGCUUGCUGAUUGCCAGUCUGAUUGGAAGGAGAUCUGGGUGGAUGAUGCUUUCUGGAGGUUCCUCUUCUCUAUCAUCUUGAUUGUCAUCAUGUUUCUAUGGAGACCGUCAGCAAACAACCAGAGGUAUGCCUUUACUCCAUUAAUUGAUGACUCAGAUGAUGAAGAAAUUGAGGAGUUCUUGGUUUCCACAAACUUGGGUGAAGGCAUUAAACUGCGAUCAUCAAAGUCUGAAUCAAACGGAACAACAAAGCCUCCCCCAAGUGCUGAUGAAGACUUGAAGUGGGUUGAGGAGAACAUACCCAGUUCCCUGACGGACGCUGCUCUCCCAGUUCUUCUUGACUCGGAUGAGGAAAUUAUGACAACAAAGUUUGAGAUGUCGAAGAUGGAAUAACAAGCUGCUUCAUGCUCUAUGAAUAAUACGUUGCUCUUUGUUGAGUGUUGGUCGGGAAUGACCUUCCAGGCGAAAGGUGGUGUCUAGGAUGUCAGUACAAGGCCCUCCUGCCUUUCCCGAUUUAAAGAGUCCACAUGUGUUUCCAUUCCGCCGCACCCGUGUGUACUCCUGCAUUUUUAUAGAUUUACUGUACUCAUUUAAGGAGAUAUUAACGACUUUGAUGGUGCAUUAAACACAUCAUAAUCGGAUAAUAAUCCAUAAUCGAAUGUUCCUGGAAACAUUGUUAUUAAAAAAUUGGCCAAAUUGAGGAAACGUUCAUAUGUGCAGAUGUUUAUUCUCUGUUACCAGUUGGAUUUUUGUAGCUCAGCACAACUUGAUGUAUUCCAAGAAUUACAAUAAAACACCUAAAAACUAAUAACGUAAUACAAAAACAAAAAAUUAAUUGCCAAUGACCAAAGUCUUGAGUUAUACAGUUCAAGGUUCUGAGGAAGUCUUCUCCUUUGUAUUGAAGUACUGUGUGUAUACUGUGUGUGAUAUCCUUGGUUUGCACAUGUCUUUGUUUUUUGGCUGGGAUGCAACUGCAAUUAACGUUAUCCGUGUGAACCAUUGCAGUACGGGUGUGUUUGCAUUCAUCUCUAUUUAAGCUGUAUUCAUAAAGCAAUUAAUAUUUAGAAAAUACACUCGGUUUUUGUAGUGUUUGGGAAUUUAAUGGUUGCACUUUUUGGGGGGGGGUGUUUGCGAGUAGGAAGUUUGUUCCUGAAGCGAUAUAAGGCAAUAUCAGAUUUCGACUGCAAGGUUUACACUGCUCUGCAGAGGUUAAUGUACUUUAAUUUCUUGCUUUAUGUGAAAGUGUACUUACUCCACUUCAGCCAUUCGGUCUGUUUUAUUUGAACGCCACAAAUGCGCGAUGGCACUGCUCAGUUACUACACAGGUAUUCUUUACCAUUUGCCUUUGGUUUUGUUUACCCCGUUUUACAAACGUGCUUUUAUAUUAAUUGCACAUUGAAAGAUGGAUCGCAUCUUCACCACAUCUCUCUCUUGUUCUUGCUCUUCAGGUAGAGGUGACACUGGUCAGGUGACAAUACUUUAUGAAUAAACCUUGUUGUCUUUGUAUGUGACUUGUGUUCUCUGAGCAACAUCUCUCUGUGAACAGCGUUGAUGUGUGUACUCUGGGUAGGGCUCAAACAUGCACUAUGUAUGUACCUGUUAGAAUAGUGCAAAAUGAAAUAUAAUAUCUUUACAUACAGGAACUCCAGAACACAAUAUAGAUUCCUGCCUGAAGGGGAAUAUCUAAUGUGAAUAAUAUUUGAAACCUUUUCCAUUGUUUCAAUUAUUUUUGCCACUGACGGUGUGCGACUUUGUGACGUUUUGUUUGAAAUGGAUUAAUUUGUAUGUAUUUGCUAAAACGGUGAGUUUGAGUGUUUUGGCACGUUUUCGUCAUUCCCUUUAUUUAACUCCUGGUGUUGCAGGAUGUUCACAUAGUAUUGCUGUCAUGUAAUUCUGUUUAAAAAUCUGGGGUUGAAAUGCUCUGCUUUUUUUUCUCCUUUUUUUUUUUUUUCUUUUCUUGGAUUUUGGGAAAGCAUCCUGUUAAGAGGAACCUGUAAAUCUAUAUUUAUAAUGUCUGGUUGGCUCUGAGAACAGGUGUCUCAUUUCCUUUUUUCCAAUAUUGAUU
Scleropages formosus (Asian bonytongue) is the source of this 3504-nucleotide messenger RNA. RefSeq names its product transmembrane protein 87B (gene tmem87b). The record is from RefSeq and is a predicted model, not a curated record. The transcript has 20 exons. The coding region runs from base 123 to 1832 and encodes 569 amino acids. Lineage: Eukaryota; Metazoa; Chordata; Actinopteri; Osteoglossiformes; Osteoglossidae. Gene Ontology annotation, cellular component: Golgi apparatus; Golgi cisterna membrane. Gene Ontology annotation, biological process: retrograde transport, endosome to Golgi.